UUAAUAUUAAAAUUCGGAUUCGGAUUUUUUUUCAAAAGAACGCUUAAAGUUCAACUUACGUAAUGGUUUUUUCAGAUUGGCAAUACUACUUCUAGUUUUGACGUACUGUCAAUUUGAAGUGACAGAUUAGCACUUUCCCGCCAAUUUAAUUAUUUUUGCAAUCAACACAAUUUUCUGAACAACAAGAAAUAUAAAUUCUUGUGUCGUUUCAAGUUGAAAAAAAUACUUACGGGUGUGGAAUUUUGUGCUCUUUAUGAUAGUGUUCGAUUUAUAAUAAAAAAACUAAUAGCAGGUGAGUAAAUUCGAAAAUAUUGAACUCCGCCUUGAGGCGGACUCAUGCAUUGCGCUGCCUACCUUUUUCCAGUAAAAUGAAAUAUUUGUGAUACAAUUGAAAAUUUUUCUUAUUUUAUUAUUGAAUAAUAAUCAGAUAUGUCGCGUUAUUCUAAGACCCAUAUGACGGAUGAAGAAAUUCGACAAUAUUUCGAAGAGUCGCAAUUGGUAACUGAUACUUCCGACAAUGAAUGCGAUUUUGAUAGUGACGAUUCUGAUAUGGAUCCAACCUACUCACUACCGGAAAAUGAUACGAUCAUUGAUGCAAUGCUAAACUCCUCAGAAAUGAUGCGAAACGCAAUCGAAUGCAGUUUGAAUGUGACAGACUUUGAAGAAAAUGCUGAAAUAAUUGAGCUGCCACCGAUUCCUCCAUUGCCUGUUUGUGACGUUACUUCUAGUGUAUUCUUACCGUCGACAGUGACACGUUCUGUGCACAAAGCAUUAGAAUCGCAAGAAAAAAUCGGAGUCCUACCAGCUGCAAGUGAUUUGAGAAACGAUAUGAGUGCGAUAAGAUCGAUUCUUUGGAAGAAGAAAAAACUUCAGCUGAGUGUUGCAGAUUUGGCUUUUCAAGGCCAGGACAUGCCGGAUUUUUUAAAAUGUUUAAAAACACCUUACGACUGCUUUGCAUAUUUUGUGACCGAAGACUUUCUGAAGGCAAUAGCCUUACAGAUGAACUUGUAUGCCAAGCAAAAAGAUAUAUCUUCAAAGUUUUGUAUCGAUCACCAAGAGCUGCGUAAGUUUUUGGGAAUAUUGUUGUUUACGUCUGUUUAUCGCUUUCCUAACAGUCGCUCAUAUUGGGGACAAUACGGAUUAGAUCCGAUACGUUUAUCCAUGACAUGCAAUCGAUUUGAAGAAAUUAGAAACCACUUGCAUUUCAAUAAUGAUGCGUCUCGUAUAGAGAAAGGUCAACCUGGUUAUGACCUCUUGUAUAAAAUAAGGCCGCUAGUAAAACAUUUCAACCAACGUUUUUCUUCAGUUCCAAUGCGGCAGAGACUUUGCGUUGAUGAGCAAAUGUGUGCCACGAAAAUGAGUGGAAACCCAGUGAGGCAAUAUAUGCCAGCAAAACCUCACAAAUGGGGAGCGAAACUAUUCGUGAUUUGCGAUUCCUUUGGAUAUUCGUAUUCCUUUGAAGUUUAUUGUGGCGCCGGCGAUAACAAAAUUUUGCCAAAUUGUCCAGAUCUUGGUGCUGCAUCCAAUGUUGUAGUUAGGUUGUCACAAGUCAUACCAAACAAUGCCAAUCAUAUUAUUUACUUUGACAACUUUUAUACCUCAUUGGGAUUGCUAUUAUAUAUGAGAAGUCGCGGAAUUCACAGUUUAGGUACAGUGCGAGGAAAUCGAGUACCAAAUAUAAAACUUUCCACAGACGCAGAGCUGCAAUCAAAAAAAGUAGCACGUGGGUAUAAUGAAGAAUACGUGGGAAGUGUUUUUGGAGUAGACAUAAGCAGCGUUUUGUGGUACGACACAAGAGCAGUUCGUCUGUUAUCCACCUACGUAGGAACAGAUGCAAUUGUACAUAAUGAAAGUUCAUAUUCCUUAAAGGCAAAUCGUUGGGAUCGAAAAUUGAAACAAAAUGUUGAGGUGGAUUGUCCAGCUAUUGUGAAAGAAUACAACCAGCAUAUGGGUGGUGUGGAUUUGGUUGACGGAUUGAUUGGUCGAUACCACAUAAAAAUGAAAACCAGAAAAUGGACAAAUAAAUUAUUUUACCACAUGCUGGACGUGAGUAUGGUGAAUGCAUAUUGUCUUUAUAACCGACUAAAUAAGGACGUCCUAAAGUGUAAACUUCCUGACUUCAGAUCAGAAGUGGCAGAAACACUUUGUUUGAUUGGUUCGACAAAACCUGUAAAACGUGGUCGUCCAUCGUCUUUAACACCUCCACCAAAAGCUAAAAAGACGUAUCACCUAUCAGAAAAUAUAAGAUACGAUCAAAUAGGACACUGGUGUAAGUUUUUGGACCGCUCAGGCAAAAAAAUGUGCAAAUUUCGUGGAUGCAAAUCAGAAACUCAGGCAUUUUGCAUUAAAUGUAAAAUUAAUUUAUGCAAUUCAACGGCAAAAGAUUGUUUUUUCAAAUAUCACAAUAAAGAAGAAAUGAAAACAUAAA
Messenger RNA from Bactrocera neohumeralis, 2428 nucleotides. RefSeq names its product piggyBac transposable element-derived protein 3-like. Bases 430 to 2427 code for a protein of 665 amino acids. Lineage: Eukaryota; Metazoa; Arthropoda; Insecta; Diptera; Tephritidae. The record is from RefSeq and is a predicted model, not a curated record. The transcript has 2 exons.